Molecule: messenger RNA, 1122 nt
Organism: Papaver somniferum (opium poppy)
Lineage: Eukaryota; Viridiplantae; Streptophyta; Magnoliopsida; Ranunculales; Papaveraceae
Product: putative Myb family transcription factor At1g14600
Exons: 6
Coding region: 142-1122 (326 amino acids)
Molecular function (GO): DNA binding; DNA-binding transcription factor activity
Source: RefSeq, a predicted model, not a curated record
UGUACACAUAAAGACAAACAGGUUCCUAAUUCUCUCUAGAUGUGGUAUUUAUUCUCUUUUGUUGACAUAUAUAAACAUAGUUUCAUUCUCCAUUGAAGAACAUUCAACCCUCUAUCUCUCUAUCUUUCUCUCUCAGAGAAGAUGGAGGAAAUUUGUGAGAUAACACUAAACCUAAAGAGACCACCAUCUUCUCCGCUUGAUCUAAGACUUGAGCCGCCAGACCCAACAGAUACUGAAUUUGGUUUGCAACGUCUCGAAAAUAUAGUACCGGAAAAUAGUUGGAUAUCAAGAACUGUAAGGCCUUAUGUUAGAUCAAAGGUACCACGACUUCGGUGGACACCGGAUCUUCAUGAUGUCUUUCUUCAUGCAGUCCAUCGCCUUGGCGGAGAAGAAAAGGCUACACCAAAGUUAGUUUUAGAAACCAUGGAUGUAAGGGGACUCACCAUAUCACAUGUUAAGAGUCAUCUUCAGAUGUACCGGAGCAUGAAGCAGGAACAGAUGAUACAAGAGGCAGCUAGAGCGGCCAAAAAGAAUGACAAAGUAAAUCAGAAGAUAGAGGAACCCACUCAUCAUAACCGUCAGCAGCAUCGUCGACAUCCUCAAGGGAAUUACGAAGAGAAAAAUAAGUCGGGAUGGACAGGCAAACAGAAAGACAUCAUUGAAUACCAUCAUCAUCAUAAGGCUGACCAGAGCUACGCAUCAAACAACAACCACGAAAAUGAUGGAAAUAUUGUAGUGACUUCAGAAUGCCAGAUAAGGAAACCAAAAUCCUACAUCAUCUGCACUGGUCUUCUUAAAAGCUGCUCCCCCCAAGAAAGUGGCUAUGAAAUGCAUAAAGAAAUAGAGAUGAAUAAAGAACUCCCAAAUGAAUAUACUGGAAAUGAACGCAUGGUUACAAGCUCGCAUUACUCACAGCAACCGUUAAAAUCGUAUGCUGCUGCUGCAGAUUAUCGAAACGAAGUUGUCGAUAGCUCAUUGUCUCUUUCUUUAUUUAGAAAUGCUUCAAAACCAUUAAAACUCAAGGAUGAUGAUUCCUGUACUAAUCUAACCAGUGGUACUACUGAUCAUGGGUUUGGUCUCUCUCUAGAUAUAACAUCCUCCUGCUCUUCUACUCUUAGCUAA